Anthostomella pinea is the source of this 3027-nucleotide messenger RNA. Lineage: Eukaryota; Fungi; Ascomycota; Sordariomycetes; Xylariales; Xylariaceae. The record is from the annotation of a GenBank genome assembly.
AUGGGCUCCGCCACAGAGACCAAGACGCUGCGCAUCGGCGUCGACGUGGGCGGCACCAACACCGACGGCGUGGUGCUCGACCCGUCGCGGGCCCUGGACCCGGACAAGGGCAUCGUGGCCUGGCACAAGGCGCCGACGACCACGAAUCCCAGCCUUGGCAUAAACAAUGCCAUCACCAAAAUGUUCGAGACCGCGAGCCUCAGUCCGGACCAGGUCGCCAGCGUCACCAUCGGCACUACGCACUUCGUAAAUGCAGUCGUCGAGCGAGACGCCACGCGCCUGACCAAAGUCGCGGUCAUCCGGCUGUGCGGGCCGUUCUCCAAACACGCGCCGCCGUGCGUCGACUGGCCGGAGGACAUACGCGAGCUCAUUCUCGGCCACUCCGCGCUGCUGAAGGGCGGUCUAGAGGUUGACGGGUUUCUCAUAUCGGAAAUCGAUGAGGACCAGAUCAGGAAAGAAUGCGCCAUAAUUCGAGAGAAAGGCAUCAAGAGUAUAGUCAUCAAUGGCAUUUUCAGUCCGAUAGACACGAUCGAGCGGCAGGAGGAGCGCGCGGCGGAGAUCGUCCGCGCUGAGAUCCCGGGGUGCGAUGUCGUGUGCUCCAAGGACGUGGCCAACCUCGGCUUUCUGGAGAGAGAAAACGCGGCUAUCUUGAAUGCGUCCAUCCUUGCUUUUGCGCGGAAGACUAUACGAUCUUUCCAGGAGCCCAUCAAGCGCCUAGGGCUAGAUUGCCCGGUCUUCAUCACGCAGAACGACGGGACGAUUUUGUCUGGAGAGAUGGCGGCAAAGCUGCCUAUCCGGACGUUCUCAAGUGGUCCUACCAACAGUAUGCGUGGUGCGGCGUUCCUGGUACAAGAUGAGCUCGAUGAGGCCAUUAUGGUCGUUGAUAUUGGUGGGACGACGACAGACGUGGGCCUGCUGCUGGCGAACGGCUUCCCGCGCCAGCAAGCGGCUUAUAGUGACCUGGCAGGAGUGCGGAUGAACUUCUCCUGCCCUGAUAUCAAAAGCAUCGGCCUUGGAGGCGGCUCCGUUGUCCGAGAUGGCGAGUCGUUAACGGUCGGCCCGGACAGCGUUGGUUACAAGAUCACCAAAGAGGCCAUUGUCUUCGGCGGUAACGUGCUGACGACUACCGAUUGCACGGUGCUAGCCGACCCGAAACUUGAAAUUGGGAAUAGGGAGCUUGUCAAGGGCAAGCUUAGCGAUCAGGGCAUAGAUAAGUUCAAGACAGCCGUCAAAGAAAAGCUCGAGAAGGUCAUCGACGUGAUGAAGACGUCUCCUGAGGACCUCCCCGUCCUACUUGUGGGAGGCGGGGCGGUUAUCGCGCCUGAUGAGCUCAAGGGGGCAAGCAAGGUUCUAAAGCCAAAGUGGUCAGAAGUCGCAAAUGCCAUCGGUGCAGCUAUCGCGAGAGUAAGCGCUGUGAUUGAUACGGUGAAGUCCACGGAAUCGAAGACUACACAGCAGCUACUCGAUGAGAUCUGCCAAGACGCCAUUGAGAAGGCUGUAGCGGGAGGGGCGUCGCGAUCGACCGUCAAGGUCGUAGAGAUGGAUACGCUACCAUUGCCUUACAUUGCCAACAAGUCCCGCUUCACGGUACGAGCGGCGGGAGAUUUCGAUUACUCACGUACAGAUCUAUCGACUGUUCCCUUAGAUGAGCCAUUCUCUGGAGACGAACUCCAAAUGGAAGAGUAUGAAAAGUCUGCAGAGCAGUCACAGAAGAAGACCAGACCAGAGCCCAAAGAAGACGUUGAUAUCGACAGCUACAAGCCGAAAGUCAGGAAUCGUGUCUGGCUCGUCAACGAGACUGAUCUCAGCUGGAUCUCGAUCGGGUGCUAUAUUCUCGGCACGGGAGGCGGUGGAAGCCCCUAUUCUUCGAUGGUGCGGCUGCGAGAGAUGCUGCGGAAGGGCGCCGUGGUCCGAGUCGUGAGUCCUGAUGACCUGCCCGACGACGCCGCCGUAGGCUGCGGCGGGGGUGCCGGCUCACCUACCGUCGGUAUUGAGAAGCUGGGUGGCGACGAGAUGCUCCAUGCCCAGGAGGAACUAUACAAGAUCUGCGACAAGCCCGCCACGCAUAUGAUCGCUAUUGAGAUCGGCGGCGGAAAUGGCCUGCAAAGCAUGAUUAUCGGCGCCAGCACGAAUAUGGACUUGCCCGCGGUCGACGGCGACUGGAUGGGCCGGGCGUAUCCCACCAAAUGGCAGACCACUCCGGUGGUAUUCAACGAGCGAUCUCCGAUCUGGUCCCCGAUCUCGAUGGCGGACGGUAACGGCAACGUCGUGAUUAUGCCGAAAGUUACUUCGGACUUCCAGGUCGAGCGAGUGCUGCGCGCGGCGCUGAGCCAGAUGGGCUCGCAUACGGGAUGUGCAGACGCGCCCGUCACAGGCGCGGAGUGCAGGCGUUGGGCCGUGGAGCACACAAUCUCGCAGUCGUGGCGUAUUGGACGGGCAGUGGCGAAGGCGCGCAGGUCCAACCGCGUCGACAAUGUCGCAGAGACUAUACUCGACGAAUGUGGAGGCCCGGACGCGGGCAAGGUGCUCUGGAAGGGCAAGAUAGUCGGCGUUGAACGGACCUUACGCAUGGGACAUAUUUAUGGCGAGUGCAUCAUCGAAGGCGCGGACGUGGUUGAUGACAUCGGUGCCAAGUCACCACCCGCCACGGGCAACUCGAAGUCUGCUGCGCAAUUCCAGGGCUUGAUCAAGAUCCCGUUUAAGAACGAAAACAUCGCCGCCAUCAAGAUCUCGCGGUCCGUCGUGGACGGCGAGGUCAAAGAGAAAGAAGGAGAAGUGCUGGGCCUGGUGCCUGAUCUGAUUACGGUCAUUGAUACCCAGAACGGCGAGGCCAUUGGAACGCCCGAGUACAGAUACGGACUGCUUGUCAUUGUGCUGGGCAUCACGGCUAGUGAUCGCUGGACCUCGGAGAGAGGCAUUGAGAUUGGCGGGCCGAAGAGCUUUGGAAUGGACCAUCUGACCUACAAGCCGCUUGGGAAGUUCGUCAAGCCUACGAGUGUGAUUGAUGAGUUUGAUCUCAGCGAGUAG